CGCCGCGGCGAUUGGUCGGCCAUUCGUCAUUUAAACCGACGGAGCCGUUGCACGUUGUCCGCGACGGUGUGCGAGGAAGCAGGCGGUUUGAACAGAAGUACGGCGAGCAGCGAGUCCCGCGGGUGUCCUGCAGUGCGGUAGCGUGGCGCGCUCACGGCCGCUCUCUCUCUCUCUCUCUCUCUUCUUUUUCUUCCCCUUUUCGCUCCCCGGUUCACGCGGGCGCGCGCGCGGCAAGACGCUCGCGGCGUGAUACAGCGGACGGUGCGCGUCGAGCGACGGUGCGUACGCGCGCGAAUCCCCUCGCCGGCCGGUCAACGGCGAGCUCUCGUGGGUGAGGCAGACACGCCGGGCUCACGGCGGCGACCACGACGCCGGUCACGACGGGACGUCAGACGGAGAGCGACUGCGACACGACUGGCACCGACUUCGUCGGACGGAGCAUCAUCGGACGACAGCGGGUCCACUUAUCACUGCCACUGCCACUGCCAUUGCGCGAUGUCGAACGAGGAGGAGAACGCCAUACCGAGCGUGAUACACGACUCGAACACCGGCAAGAGUUACAUGAAGGGCCGGUUCUUCGGGAAGGGUGGCUUUGCAAAAUGUUACGAGAUUACCGAGUCCAAGUCGCACCACGUGUUCGCCGGGAAAAUCGUGCCGAAGUCACUGAUGGUAAAGAGCAAUCAGCGAGAGAAGAUAUCGCAGGAGAUUGCGAUUCACCAGAGCCUGAGUCACAGACACAUCGUUGGCUUCCACGGCUUCUUCGACGAUACCAAUAAUAUUUACAUCAUCCUGGAGCUCUGUCGCAAGAGGUCGAUGAUGGAACUGCACAAACGCAGAAAGGCGCUGUCGGAGUGCGAGACGCGGUACUUCAUGAAGCAAAUCUUGGAUGGAGUUUUCUACCUGCAUCAGCACAAGAUAAUUCACAGGGACUUGAAGUUAGGCAAUCUGUUUUUGAACGACGAUUUGCAAGUCAAGAUCGGUGAUUUCGGGUUGGCGACCAAACUGGAGCACGACGGCGAACGGAAAAAGACUGUCUGCGGUACUCCGAAUUACAUCGCACCGGAGGUGCUCACGAAGAUCGGACACUCGUACGAGGCUGAUAUAUGGAGUAUCGGUUGCAUAAUGUAUACUCUACUUGUAGGCAAGCCGCCUUUCGAAACGUCGAGCCUGAGGGAGACAUAUUCCAGGAUCAAACAAGUACAGUACAAGACACCGCAACAUAUUAGCAAACCUGCCAUGAACAUGGUGGCGAACAUGUUGCAAUUGAAUCCCUCAAAACGUCCGUCCGUUGUCAAACUCAUGAAGGAUAUCUUUUUUACUUCCGGAUACAUGCCGACGAGUCUGCCGCUCUCGUGUCUGACAAUGGCACCACGUUUGGACAUGCUCGAGUCGCACUGCAAUCGCAAACCGCUGGGCGAGAUGAACCUUAACGGCUACUCGGAGCAGGAGAUACUCGCCCGAGUGCCGAACAGUCCAUCGCGAAAGGCCAAGCCUAACGAAAUCAUUGAACCACAAAGAGUUACCCUCGACAUCAGAAAGAUGCUUCAAACGUUGAAAGAACAAAUAGCUACUGUGUUGAUAGCUAGACCUGCUAGGGAGACAGCUUCCUCAGCAGACGAAUUGACUGAUCCGGCGGCGCAGCCUGUGAUUUGGAUCAGCAAGUGGGUGGACUACUCGGAUAAGUACGGCUUCGGGUACCAAUUGUCCGAUGAUAGCGUCGGCGUGAUGUACAACGAUGGCACGCGGUUGAUCAUGAUGGCGAAUGGCUACAACAUUCACUACAUCAAUCGCGAGGGCGAUGAGUUGUACCACACGGUUAAGGAGUAUCCGAGUCAUCUCGAGAAGAAAAUGAAACUGAUGAACUUCUUUUUGAAAUAUAUGAACGAGCACCUGAUGAAGGCGGGCGGUUCUAUCGCGUUGAAACAAAGUGACUCCCUCUCUAGAAUACCUUACAUACACCAGUGGUUCAGAACUCAAUCAGCCGUGGUGAUGCAACUGACUAAUGGCACAGUGCAAAUCAACUUCCUGGACCACGCAAAGAUCAUCAUGUGCCCGUUGAUGGCGGCAGUCACCUAUAUCGAUCAUGACAAGAACUUCAAGACUUACAGAUUCCAGACCAUUCAGGAGAGUGGUUGUUGCAAGGGAUUGGCGGACAAUCUGAUGUACGCGUACGAGAAGAUCAAGCUGAUGCUGUCAAAUUCUCAGGCCCGAUAAAGUCACACCAGGGAGAGAAAGGAAGAAAAGUAGCGAGUGCCGCGCCUCUCUUGGCACUAUAUAUUUAGAGCAACGCGACAUAUGUAUUUAUUUUCUAAUAGCGCUGUCUUUGUAGCGAAAGGGAGAGAAAGAGAAACGGGUGAAUGGAGGCUGCGAUCUUGCAUGAUUUUCCCUCUUCCUUUGCUCGAUUUUUAUACAGGCGUAUAGAAUUUUGCUAGGCAAUCUUUUUUUCUUUCUUUUUUUUAUCAUUUACGAAAGAGAGAGAGAGGACCCCAAUCGUACAACGUAGGCGAACCGUUUCGCGACAAGGCAAUUCCAUCGUCACUACAUAUUACCGUUAAUUGGUCGGAUGUCAAUAAUCUGCUAUUUAUUUCCAUAGAUAGUGCUGGAACCGAAAUAUCUAAAAUCUCAGUUAACUUUAACCCAGGUCUACGAAAGCUCUGAAACUCUCUUAUUUAAAUAUAUCCACUUUAGCCUCCGGCCUAGUUUCCUAUUGCCUUCCCCUUAGAGAUCUCGCGAGACUCCGCAUCUUCGUUGAUCCGAUCCAACGACCAUUUAGAAGGUAUUUUGCUCUGACUUUGCAAGUAAAUCAGAUUCGAUUAAGAGAUGCUGCGCUGCGUUUAUCGCAAAGAAAAAAAAACAAUGGAAGAGGAGCGGGGCGUAAGAGUAAUCGUGAUUCGACUGAGUGGUGCAAUCUAAUGUCUGAAUUCGUUGUCGUAGCUGAGAUGAGCGACCUGCAAGAGCUAGUCCUCUGACCGACUGUUUGUUUCUCGCUUCCCAAGAUUCGCUGAAGUCGCUCGUGAAACUCUUUCGAAGCAGUGCUACUCGGGAGUCACGAGCGAUUGUUAAUCUUGGAACAAUAGUUGUUAAUUUCUAAAGUUCUAGUAACAACGGCGAGCAGACUUACGCGCGUUUAUCGAAGAGCAUGUUUGUUCGAGAUGUGAGACUGUUCCAAACAAAACUUUAUAACGACUUAUAACGACUUGCUUAAGACUUAAUUGUUUCAGUUGUGACGUAUUAAUAGUCGAAAAGUAUGUUACCCAUUCUAAGGAAUACAGAAGUACGAAUAAGAAAUGACGAUUAAAUAAAUUACAUCGUGAUUAUUUCUUUUGCUUUCUCACUAUUUCAUUUGUAUAGACAUUUCACGGUAUCCGACAAGGUUGUUUCUCCUCCAUGUUUAUUUUUCGUGUACAAGACGGGAAACUUUGGGAUUUUGUAUUUUGGAAAAUUAGAUCUUGCAAGUUUUACUCUCUUUGGCAACAACGUGUAGCUUCAGUUAAAAAAUAUGUGACGAGUCUCUCUGUGAAGAGACUCGAAAUUUAUUUCAUAGAAAUUACCUUGAUAGCGAGAAUUAAGUAUAAAUAAACUGCCGUUAUUUCUGUGAAGCUUACAAAGACUUUUUAAGAUGUCGAUACGAUAAAUCGCGGUUGUUCGGCUAGAAAUUUCGUAGAAUCGAAACAGUGAAAAAGAGACUUAAUAGACUUUCUGUCGAGAAAUUCAACGAGAAACUUGUGAUUUCUCGCACUGCUUCGACCGGUUAAGAAAUAUUACGAAGGAGAACGAAGUCAAUUGUAUCGAGCUACUUUGUAUAUGAAGACUAUUUCUGAUAGGGACGUCGAUACAAAAAUUUAUAUUUUUUAUACAGCAAAAUUGACCACAGUAUGUUAAUUAAAUCGAGCGCGGUGUGUGUAGUGUAAGAUCCUCUUUUGUAAUAUUAGAUUGUUAUAGAUAAUACAUCGAUUUUUAUAUAACUAUUGUAACAUUAAAUCCUUACGAGAGUUCCCGAACUUUUUCUCAGCACAAUCCCGAGUUUUAUUAAGAAUCAAGGUAGCUAAACGGUGGGUUUUAACCGAUAGAAAUCGCAGGGACUGGAGAACGAUUGGGAAGCCUUGAAAGAAUGAAGAUUCAAAGCACUCGCGGAUCUCACGGCGCAGAGUUUACGAAUCGAGUAUUUAAUUAGCCCGAGAGUUUUAGCGGAUCCCCUGAAUGAUUCGACAAGCCGAUAAUUUCACGACCAGGAGAUCGAGAUUGUAACGUUUCGCGUCGAGAGAACGAGGGAAACUUUCGUAAAGAUUUGAUGUAACUGUAAUGAUGACUCUUUUGAAGAGACUGGAUGAGAGAAGGAGCAUAGGUUUUUCAUAUAACGAAAUUGAUUUAAGUAUAAUAGCGGGGGGACGAUAACACGUAGUCAUUAAGUGCCACUCGGAAGAAACAAUAUUAGCUUAGCGAAUGAUGUUACGUUAUGUUAAGUUAGGUAUAUACAAGAGAUGCGAGGAACAAUUAUAGAUAAUUAGGUAAUACGUUAUCAAAUUACAAUUAGUGCAUGUACAUAAAAAGAAUAGGUAAAUAUGCCAAGGUGAAUGGUUGCGCUCAUAGGCGGAAAGUAGUUUACGUUUAGACAAGAAUUAUUAAAAUAUUUUUACGAUGCGUCAAUAUACUUAUAACGCUGUUUUGAAAAAGAGUACGGUAUAGAAAUAAAACUGUUUUUUCUUUUUUUAAAUGCAACUCGCUCUUUGCGCGCGGACUACUUUCAAAUAGAACGAACGUGACGCUCACGCCGGCUUGGUUCGGCGAUCGACCUGACGACGGACUUUUAAAUAUUUCGAGCGAGUGGGUAAUCCCCCUGACGUCUAGACGUCACGACUCUGUCAGUCGUCGAUUGUAAAACGGCCUACGUCGGAGCCAAGGUUCCUCGAGUAAAAGUUUGUACACG
This is a messenger RNA of Vollenhovia emeryi, 4927 nucleotides long. It is a transcript of the gene polo, whose product is annotated as serine/threonine-protein kinase PLK1. The coding region runs from base 496 to 2214 and encodes 572 amino acids. Gene Ontology annotation, cellular component: spindle pole; nucleus; centrosome. The transcript is spliced from 7 exons. The record is from RefSeq and is a predicted model, not a curated record. Lineage: Eukaryota; Metazoa; Arthropoda; Insecta; Hymenoptera; Formicidae. Gene Ontology annotation, molecular function: protein serine/threonine kinase activity; protein binding; ATP binding. Gene Ontology annotation, biological process: regulation of cytokinesis; mitotic cell cycle; protein phosphorylation.